This is a messenger RNA of Ahaetulla prasina, 3923 nucleotides long. RefSeq names its product protein inhibitor of activated STAT 4 (gene PIAS4). The transcript is spliced from 11 exons. The record is from RefSeq and is a predicted model, not a curated record. Bases 185 to 1711 code for a protein of 508 amino acids. Gene Ontology annotation, molecular function: transcription coregulator activity; SUMO ligase activity; zinc ion binding. NCBI's taxonomy places the organism in Eukaryota, Metazoa, Chordata, Lepidosauria, Squamata, Colubridae. Gene Ontology annotation, biological process: protein sumoylation; regulation of transcription by RNA polymerase II.
CAAAAUGUGUGUGCUGGCCAAAGAUAAGGGAGGUCUGAGCUAGGUGGUAAUUUCAGAUUUUGCUUUGCAGUUAGCCGUCAAUUUACGACUAUGCAGGUAGUCCUUGACUUACAACAGUUCGUUUAGUGACCGUUCAAAGUUACAAUGGCAUUGAAAAACGUGACUGGUCGCAAAAGGAGAUCGCAUGACCUCCGGGGACACUGCAGCGGUCAUAAACAACAUGGUGAUGAGCUUCCGGGUCUCCGACUUGCAGAUGUUGCUUGGAUUUGUGGGCCGGAGCAAAAGCGGACUCAAACACGAACUGGUAACACGGGCUUUGCAACUGGUCCAGUUUGACUGUAGCCCGGAACUCUUCAAGAAGAUAAAAGAGAUCUAUGAGACUCGAUACGCCAAGAUCUCCGAACCGGGACAAACCCCCCAGCAGCAGGCGCUCCCACCGCCCCCACAGCACCGACCUCCUUCCGAAACCCUUUCCAUCCAUUCGUCUUACGACCGCAACAAUACAGUAACCAGGACUGGUCUUUCUACUACCCCCAACAUAGACUAUCCCUCGCUCUACGGAAAGUAUUUAAACGGACUUGGACGGUUGCCGGUCAAACCAGUGAAGCCCGAAGUCCGAUUGGUGAAGCUUCCCUUCUACACUAUCCUGGAUGAACUGUUGAAGCCCACGGAACUCGUCCCGCAGAACAACGAGAAACUUCAAGAGAGCCCUUGCGUGUUUGCCCUGACGCCACGACAGGUCGAGCUGAUCAGGAAUUCCAGGGAGUUGCAGCCGGGCGUGAGAUCAGUCCAGGUUGUCCUCAGAAUCUGCUACACAGAUACCAGCUGCCCUCAGGAAGAUCAAUAUCCCCCGAAUAUCGCCGUCAAAGUCAACCACAGUUAUUGUUCGGUUCCGGGCUACUACCCUUCCAACAAGCCCGGGGUAGAGCCAAAGAGGCCAUGUCGUCCCAUCAACCUUACUCAUCUCAUGUACUUGUCUUCCGCCACCAACCGCAUCACCAUCAUCUGGGGGAAUUACGGGAAGAGUUACUCCGUGGGCCUCUUCCUGGUGCGACAGACAACGUCGUCAGAAUUGUUACAGCGAUUAAAAACCAUCGGCAUUAAACACCCAGAACUUUGCAAGGCUCUCGUCAAAGAGAAGUUGCGGCUGGAUCCAGAGAGCGAGAUCGCCACCACUGGCGUCCGAGUAUCUUUAAUAUGCCCGCUGGUAAAGAUGCGCCUGUCGGUACCGUGUCGGGCGGAAACGUGUGCCCACCUCCAGUGCUUCGAUGCAGUUUUCUACCUGCAGAUGAACGAGAAGAAACCCACGUGGAUGUGUCCGGUGUGUGACAAACCAGCCACAUAUGAUCAGCUGAUGAUCGAUGGGCUCCUGUCGAAGAUCUUAAAGGAAUGUGAAGAUGCAGACGAGAUAGAGUACUUGGUGGAUGGCUCCUGGCGCCCGAUCAAAGCAGAGAAGGAGAGAAGCUACAGCCCUCAGUGUCCGAUACUCGUCGUAGGCGGAUCCACAGGGGGCACGUCGGACGUCAACGGGGCGCCCCCUCCCGCCCCCAGCGUGGAGAACGGUAAGAUCCCGGCCGACGUGGUUGAUUUGACACUGGACAGCUCGUCCUCGGAAGAUGAGGAAGAGGAGGAGGAGGAAGACGACAACGGUGGCGGACCCAAGAGGAAAAUCCCUCGCUUGUACAAGAACGGCCUCGCCUCCGCCUGCUGACCGCCGGCAGCACCGGGUCACCUCCAUGUGGGAAAGCUUGAAUUCCUCGGUGCUUACUCAGAUAAACGGGACAGGGCGCGGUAUCUUAUCCCCCCACCCACCCACCCGACCUUUCACCUUCUCCUCCUCCAAAGCAUCCUUGGACUUCCCGAUUAUUCCAAGUUAAAAAAAAAAAUGACUUUGUUUUUAUCGGAAACAAACAGACCCAUCUGGAUGAGCGCUGAUGCAUGGCUGAAAAGACCCCCCUCCGACCACCAUCACCUUGCAACCUAACGCCUCUUCGUCUCUCCGCCUUUGGCUCAGCUUUUGAACCGCCUUUGGAUGUGACUGGGAGUGGCCGGGUGGGGUGGGGUGGGGGGGCGCCUGUCCUGCACGCAACCCUUUGGGAAUGACCACCGACUCUCUCUCUCUCUCUUUUCUUCCCGAGCAUCCGUUGUCGUUCUCCUCCCCAAUGGCCCUUGCUUUCUGGUUAAACCUGGCUGGUGAGAACUGAUUCCGCUACCAGCCAGUUGCCAGGACUUUUCACGGGUGUCCAAAGUCACAUUUAUGUCUUUUUCUUCUUUUUUCUUCUUCUUCUUUGUGUUCCAUCACCUUGUUCGACAACCAUUCCUGACUCUUUCUCUCUCUCUUUUUUUUGCUCUCUCUCUCCCCCCCCAUCCCCCCCAAAAACCCCAUCCCACCGGACCAGGUGGAGGGGUGUUGCUUCUUCUCAUCCUUAAGUCAGCUGGAAAGGUUUAUAAAAAAAAAACCCAGCGAGAGAGAUUCAGGUUUUUCUGAUACCCGUCGGGAUGGAAGGUAACGGGGCUGGUGGGAACCGAAAGGAGACGGAAGGAUGGGAAGGGGAGAGAAACCUACCACGGAUGUUUCCGCACCGAAUCGUCUCGGCGGGUCUCCCUUUUUCCAGAGAGAACCUCAUGUAAAGAAAGGAAAAAAAAAACAACCAACCGGAACUCGUUUUUUUUUCCUUUUCUUUUUUAGCCUCUUACGAAAAUAUCAUAGAAUUCUAGCAUAGCGACGAGCAACUGUUUAUUAUUAUUAUUAUUAUUAUUUUUUAAGUUGAACAGAAGCCAUUUGGGUAGGUGGGCGGGUGGGGUGGAAAACGCAGAAGAGGAGAGUUGGAAACCAGGUUGCGGGGAGGGGUGGGGAACACGGGUGUUGCCGAACGAGGGGAAGGGCUCGAACCACAAAUCUGUUGUCGUCGGGUUUUUGUUCCCCUUUGGUAUUUUUGUUUUUUUCUUUUCCUUUUUCUUUUUUUCGAAGUGCAAUAACUCGGUGUGUUUUGGAAGACAGAAAAAAAAAAUAGGACGGGCCCGCCCUCCCGUUGGCCGGGCACGGCGAGAGGGUCUGGUUGCCCUCUCGGGGGUGAGGACGGACGAGCGAGGUGGGCCUUCCGGACAAAAAUGCCAGGUGGAGGAACUCUCUCACUCUCUUUCUCUCUCUCUCUCUCUCUCUCUCUCUCUUUUUUGGUUUCUAGCCAACUACCUCGGUUUUAAAAAAGAAAAAAGAAAAAUAGAAAUAAAAAAAAUUCAGGUGUAGGUCAGUCACGGACAAAAAACACCACACCACACGGUGCGGAGCCAAGCUAGGGUUGGCUGGGGUGGGGUUGGGGGGGAGGGACACGGCAUGCCAGUGACUGUCUUUGCUUUUUUUUUUUUUGUUUUUUAAAUUGCCUCUGGACUUCCAGCUGUUUUGAUACUUGUGUGUCUCAUCCUGCUUGUGUGUCUCUCCCCCCCCCCCUUGUGUGUUUGCGAGCCUUUGGAGACAUCCCUUCUCCGCCUGGCCUGGUGAAAGAGGAGCACCUCCCCUGUUGAACACCUCCCUCCUCCUCCAACAAAUGGUAUCCCCAUUGGCUCCUCUAGCAAGGGGGUGGAUCUCCCCCCCCCCACUUCCCCAGGGUGGUAGGGGGCCAAACAGAGGAACGCAGAGCUUGCUCCCUCUGCAAAGCUGAACCCGGCAAUGAUUUUGGUCUGGCCCCUCAUUUCUGCAGUUUUUUUAUUUCUCUUUUUUUUUCUUUUUUGGUGGUCUGGUUUUGUCCCUCUCUCUCUGUAAUGUUUUUUUUAUUCCGCGUCCAGUCAUCUCCCUAUUUCCUUUGUUUGUGGGGUGGGGGUGGGGGCUGUCUCCUCUUCCUCGCCCCAGUGGGGGGAAAAACGUGUAUUGUCUCACUUGGUUUUAACCCGCCCUUGAGAUGCAUUUUGGUAGGAGAAAUGCAUCU